CGAUCACUGCGCUGGUGGUGAUACGGCGGUCCUUGUCAAAAUUAGGAGGGUUGUUUGGACCGCAGUUUCGCUGUACGGUCCCUAUUAAUACGUGUAUGCCGCGCAGACUUGUGAAGAGGGCAUCUGUGAUGAAAAUUCUGUGGUGCCUUCAAUAGCCCAGUGGUUAAGCAAUGGUUUAGGAGCUGAGUCGCUGGGAGACGAGUGGUUUUCAGUCUGCGAUAAUGGCAACAGCCCAGGGUAUGUCAGACCCUCAGUGCUUUGAAACAGCUACUCGUUGACGGCAAAAUACUCGAACAGACCGCAUAAUUAAAAAGCAGCGUUUACCCUCGAUUAGUUGAACACCGACGCAAACGAGUCAACAAUGGCGGAUGUUACGGAAGCUAAAUCAUCUCGCUGCCGACAUACACACGACGAUGGAGACAAGAGUUCGAGUCGAAGGACCGACCCUGUGAAGGGGACCAACACCCCUUCCCAGGCGAAUUCCGUGGGGUCCAUCGAUUCAAAGAAGGGCAUGGACUCUCAAGUCUCCUUGAAACACUCGCAUGGUGACAGGAGGUCAUCUGUCGCCUCAAAGGUAGCUUCCAGAGAUUCUGUUAGUGAGGCCUCGGUACCAGAAAACCUCUCCACCGAUGAGGUGUCGGAGAGAGCGUCACUUGAGGCUUCUGUAAGCAGGAGGUCCACGUCUGGGAAUCUCCAAGAGCAAGCUUCUUCAGUGACUUACUCAACGGAUUCAGACAUCUCCCAAUCUCCAUCUGGACUGAGAGGAGCUGCGGAUAACAGGAGCGCAAGAGGUGAUUCUCUUUAUUCCAGUCGGGUUGCAUCUUUUAGUGAGGUGUCUGAUAAAUGCAGCAUCAAGACCACAGUAAGACAUGAUGACACAGAAAGAGGUGACAUUGAGAGAGGCAGUAGAACUUUCCUGGAACAAGAUGCCAGUGAGGGUUACGAACCAUCUGAGAAUGAAGCCUACUCUGUGGAUUUGGAGAACCGAGACGACGAGGUUACACAGGGGGACACCAAUAUGGCCGCCGUCUUCUCCUCCUUCAUUCAGGCCAUACGCGAGGAGACACAGCGCCUUGAAGAUAUCGAGAACCUUCGGAAAUUCGAAAGCUCUCACGUCCGUGGAAUGUUGGGCGAGCUGACGGAGACACUGAGGGACACCGAGGACCAGAGCCUGCGGCUUUUCGAGGGGAUUGAGGCUAUCCGUGACGCUGCACAAGGAUUGAAGAAGACGCUCGAGGCACGGAUGAACAGAUCAACUAAUGCUGAGGCUGAGGCGAUGACGGAGGGACAAGAAACCACAGAUAAUAAAAAGGCUCAUUCCAGAGCGGUGGCCGCGGUCUCUGCUGCUAAGGCGUUAUUGGCUGAGGUGGCAUUGGACGUGACGGCAGCCACCAGGAUGGCCGCAGAGGCGGAAUCAGCCGCGGCGGAGGCAGCAGUCGCUGCAGAAAACGCCGCAGAAGAGAUCGAGGAGAUCGAAGAAAAGCUUGGGGAGGCAGAGACGGGAGCAGGCCUGGAAACAGAUGAGGUAGAGGAAGAAGACAUAACCGGUGAUGAGGAUGGCGAAAAGCAGGAAGACGAUGAUGAAGAUAAUGAUGACGCAAGACAGUCAGAAGAGGAUGCCUCCUCUAGACCUGAAGAAGAUGCGAAUGCAGUUCCAGAUGAGGAAUUACAGGCAAAGAGAGAAGACGAAUACAUAAACGGAGAUCAUAGAGACAAAGAGGAAGAUGUUUUUGAAGAGGACACUGAAGGAACGGACGAGAGAAAAGUGGAGACGCCAAAACCUCCAGAAUCGCCUAAGAGAAGAAAAAGCAUCAAAGACAACGUGAUGGAAUGGCCCUACCACAUAUUGAACCUUCCUGAUCAUGACUUCACCGAUGACGAAAUCGGCUGUAUCCUUCGCUAUAAGGAGGAGUACUUCACCACCUCGACUCCAGACUUCCGGUGCGUGGUCAACAAUCACAUGAGCGUGGACGCAGUGGGGGACAGCGAGGAGAUGGUCAGCCACGUGGUGACCGUUGAGCAUGUCGAGGACACAUCGUCUAACGAGCUGGAAGCUCCCAUCGCAGUGGCUGUCCCCUACGGUGUCAGCACUCGUAUGAUGAACACGAGGGAGUUUGCGGUGAAGUUUAAAGGUGGGAACGAGGACGAAUGGAAGGUCAUCCCCAUGCUGACUACGGACAGUUCGUUUGCAGAGCACAAGGGUCCCUUCGCCGAGGUUCGCACCACCCACUUAGGUUCCUUCGCCGUCAUUGCUCGCCUGAUCAAGGAUAGACAGACGAUCACCAAGAAGGGGGGCGUGGUCAAAUCCUCGAGCGAUCAUCGAAUGAACGUCACCUACCCUCCCGGAAUGUGCAGCCUCAUGAGUGUCACACUGCAGGUACAACCGGCAGAGCAGGCAGUGAGCGAACUCAGGGAACGCAUGCGUCAUUGUUCUGAUCUCAUCACUGCGAGUCCCAUCAUCACUCUUAGCCAUUCCUCUGAUAAACCCUUCGAGAAGCCCGUGACGGUCACCAUCCCCUGCCCGCCCAACCCGCUCAAGCUCCCAGUACCGGGCGGCAAUGCAAGCACCACCCAACAUAAGCUGGCGGAGAGACAGGUCCCGCUGUCACCGGACGGAGCCGUGAUCAUACGGGGAACCAAAAGCAGUAUCUUCGGCGGAGACCCGGCCGAAGACACGCUGCAUUUGAUGUACCGACAAUCCAACUGGAGUUACUGGAACGAGUUUGAGAAUGCCCAGUUUAAGCAAGUCCGCAAGGACCUGGUGUCAAUGGAGCUGGACAAACCCGUGGACAAACUUCUCAUCCUUCGCAUGACUUCCGACGGUCGCUAUCCGGCCAAGAACGUAGCCCAGACCUUCGAGAAGGCCCUGCAGAUCAAGUACGCCAGCAUCAUCCUGCAUCACCGAGUCGACGACCCGCAGCGCGUGGUGGUCCAAUGUGUGCCGGCCAGGCAGCUCGACAGCGCACUGAGACGGCUAAGCCAGGAAGGCUACGAAGGACCACCAGAGCCCAGCGCGGAUGUGGCCAUGACGGAAGGACAAGAGAUUACGAUGAAGUUCAGCGGUAACAUCAAGAUCGUCGGCCGUGAUCAGAUCACGUUCACCUUCCACUCGCAGCGGAGGAACUUGGUGGAGUUCCUGGUCGAGGAAACCAACAAGUUUGGCAAUCACAGCUCGGACGAGUACCGGGGAGUGGGGUUUUACGGCACGCCACGCAUCACGCUCACGGACAUGGAAGAUCCCGAAGAGGUUCUUCUCCGGGAAGCUGAGGCAAAGGCAGCUGAGAAGGAGAACAAGCGCUCGGGGACAUCCAUGCUGACCAAGGCUGAGAAGAAGAAACCCGAGGGGGUAGAUGGGGCUGGACGGGACUACCAGAGCCUGCGGAAGGUAGAGCCGGACCUCAUCUGUAAACUGUCGGUCUUGCUACCAAAGGCUGAGCCAGAGCCUCCACUACCGCCGAGUCGGUACCGCGCUACCGCUAUUGACGCGGGAGGUGCGGCGAGUAACACCAAUCUGCGAUGGUUAUCUUCUGAGUUGGGUAAUGAGUGGGAAUCCUUGGCUACCGUGCUAGGGAUAAAGAGAAGCCGGCUACAGAGCAUCAAGCGAAACAAUCCAAUCAAGGUAGAGCAUCAGGUGUUCGACAUGUUGGUCACAUGGCGGAGCAUGCUCCCUCGAGCCUACGACAAGGAGCGGAAGUUGUGCCGGGCCCUGGUGCGGUGUGGACGGUACGACCUCGCUGAGGAACUGAAGGAAAGAGACGUCGCGAACGCAGAGACCGAUACAGCUCAUAAUAACAACGUGAACCUUCUUGAUAUGGAUGAAUAUUAGAAUGGAGGGUGAGAGAUGUAAUGAUGGGGGGCCUGUCAUCAUGGACACAUUCUCAAAGCGCAUUUACAACUAUUCAGUAGAACAGCGCCCCCAGUCGGUAUAACAAGACCCGAGAGAAAGGUAGACUAGUUCCCAGUCUUUACAUAUCGCCCGUCAAGCAGCGGAAAUCAAGAGUGUCAUGUAGAGGUAUCUCUCCAGGGUACGUUUUUCUUCCACGAUACUUAGUAAACAAGAAAGCAUGUUUUUAACAGCAGUGUGGAUUUUGCAAAUUUUAUUUAGGAAAGCACUUUAUCCAGUUUCUCCUCACACUAGUUUGCAUCCAUCUUCAAAAUGAAGCUUCACCUAGUUGUCAACACCUUCAAAAUUAUUCAUGUUACACUGUGGCCCUUGGGUCAAGCCCCUGUAAUUCGACCUACGCACAGUCACUCACCAACCUAAUACGCAACUGUGAGAUUGUACCUAAACCUAAAUCACUCAAAAAUUUACUUUGUUGCAAUGAAAUACAAAUUAUGCACUUUCUUAACUUAUAUUUGUAUAAAUUAAUUACACAAUUCAC
This is a messenger RNA of Acanthaster planci (crown-of-thorns starfish), 4382 nucleotides long. It is a transcript of the gene dthd1, whose product is annotated as death domain containing 1. Gene Ontology annotation, biological process: signal transduction. The record is from RefSeq and is a predicted model, not a curated record. Gene Ontology annotation, molecular function: protein binding. NCBI's taxonomy places the organism in Eukaryota, Metazoa, Echinodermata, Asteroidea, Valvatida, Acanthasteridae.